AUGCCGUCGGGCGACGCAGAGCUGCCCUGUGUGGCCCAGGAAGGAGCUGUGUCCCUGCGGAGACGGACCCGUGGUGCUGGYGAGGCGCAGCCCGGGGUGCCCCUCCGCACGAAGCUCUGCUACGCCCUCGGGGGCAUUCCCUACCAGAUGACAGGAAACGUCCUCGGGUUUUUCCUCCAAAUCUUCCUUCUGGAUGUCGUGCAGCUGAAGCCAUUCCAUGCCUCUCUGAUCCUUUUCCUUGGAAGAGCCUGGGAUGCUAUUACCGAUCCUGCUGUUGGCUUCCUAGUGAGCAAGAGCCCAAGGAGGAAAUACGGCAAGCUGAUGCCAUGGAUCGCAGGCUCCACGCCACUCGGGGUGCUCUGCUACUGCAUGAUGUGGGCCCCGUUCCCGGGCACCACCUCUGACCCGCUGAAGUUCCUGUGGUACCUCUUCACAUACAGCUGCUUCCAGACCUGCAUGACCGUAAGGACCAGGCUGCCGGGGCUGCCUGCAGCGCUCGGCACAUCCUCCCUGGGAUGCUACCACGUGCCCUACUCCUCCCUGACAAUGUUCCUGGGAGGGACCCAGAGGGAUCGCGAUUCAGCCACUGCCUACAGAAUGGGCAUGGAGGUGUUCAGCACGCUCCUGGGCUCGGGGAUUCAGGGGCAGCUCGUGGGCAGCUAYCAUGCCCGCAUGGCGAACAGCUGCUACGUGCCGAACGGGACCGUGGCCAACGGCAGCUCCGCCGGCCUCGCCGCCUCGCUGGACACCACGCACAGGGCCUACGUAGCCGCGUCCCUGGUCCUGGGCUCCAUCUAUUUGCUGUCCUGCCUCAUUCUCGUCUUUGGAGUAAGAGAACAGCCUGGGCCGCUCAGCCCCCUGGGGAAGGUUGGGUUGUCCCUUGGGAGCUGCCUGAGGAUGAUCGUGGAGCACAAGCCCUACGUGCAGCUGCUGUGCGGCUUCCUCUGCGCGUCCCUGGCCUUCCAGAUUGCCCAGGGGAUCUUUGCCACCUUCUGCACUCACGCUGCAGGCCUGGCUGGCAAGUUCCAGCAUCUGGUGCUCAUCAUGUUGGUCACAGCUGCCCUCUCCAUCCCGUUCUGGCAGUGGCUUUUGGGGAGACUUGGGAAGAAAACAGCCGUGUCCCUGGGCCUGCUGCUCAUCAUCCCAGCCCUCGUGGCCAUCACCCAGGUGAUGCACAACUUCCUGGCCUUCAUCUUCCUCAUGAUGGUGGCGGGCUGCAGCAUGGCCGUGCUCUACCUGCUGCCGUGGUCCAUGUUGCCAGACGCUGUGGAUGACUUCAGGCUGAGGAACCCUGGCGCCACCAACCUGGAGGCUCUCUUCUACUCCUUCUACGUCUUCUUCAACAAGUUUGCAGGUGGUCUUGCCGUGGGGAUAUCGACGCUGACUUUACACUUCGCAGGGUACCGUGCUGGAGACUGCACGCACAAGCCCUCCGUCGUCCUGGCCCUGCGGCUGCUCAUGGCCCCCGUCCCAAUCGGCCUGCUGCUCCUCGCCGUAAUCAUCUUCUGCACCUACCCCAUCGACGAGGAGAGGAGGAAAGAGAUGAGGAGGGAGAUGGAGGCAAUCGGGCACCAGGAUGAGCACAGCGGCAUGGAGUGA
This is a messenger RNA of Nothoprocta perdicaria, 1599 nucleotides long. Its product is annotated as sodium-dependent lysophosphatidylcholine symporter 1-A-like. The record is from RefSeq and is a predicted model, not a curated record. Gene Ontology annotation, biological process: carbohydrate transport. Gene Ontology annotation, cellular component: membrane. Gene Ontology annotation, molecular function: symporter activity. The coding region runs from base 1 to 1599 and encodes 532 amino acids. The transcript is spliced from 14 exons. Lineage: Eukaryota; Metazoa; Chordata; Aves; Tinamiformes; Tinamidae.